Molecule: messenger RNA, 1013 nt
Organism: Phasianus colchicus (ring-necked pheasant)
Lineage: Eukaryota; Metazoa; Chordata; Aves; Galliformes; Phasianidae
Source: RefSeq, a predicted model, not a curated record
UAUGGGGUCUCUAUGGGUUUCUGUGCAUCUCUGUGGGUCUGUGUGGGGUCUGUGUGGGGUCUCCCUGUUCUCUGUGCACCUGACCCCCCGUUUCCCGCAGAGGUUCCCGUGGGCUCCCCGCAGUCGUUCUCGGUGCUCAGUACCGGCGCCGGCGGACAGGGGGCGCUGUCGGUGGCGGCGGUGGGCGCGGGGCGGCGCGCGGUGCCGGUGUCGGUGGAGGCGGCGGGGCCCGGUUUGCACCGCGCGCGGUUCACGGCGGCCGAGGAGGGGCAGCUCCGCUUCGACGUCACCUACGACGGGCACCCCGUGCCCGGCAGCCCCUUCCUGGUGGACGCCGUGAUGCCGCCGGACCCCUCCAAGGUCCACGCCUUCGGCCCGGGUCUCCACGGCGGCGUGGCGGGCAGCCCGGCCACGUUCACGAUCUCCACGCGCGGCGCGGGCGCGGGGGCGCUGGGUCUGACGGUGGAAGGGCCUCGCGAGGCGGAGCUGGAAUGUCACGACAACGGCGACGGCUCGUGCUCGGUGCGCUACGUGCCCCCGGAGCCCGGCGAUUACUCCAUCAACAUCCUGUUCGCCGGCUCCCACGUGCCGGGCUCCCCGUUCCGCGCCGCCGUCCGGCCCCGCUUCGACGCCACCAAAGUCCGCGCCGACGGCCCGGGGCUGCGCGGCGGCCGCGUGGGGCAGAGCGCGGCGUUCGCCGUGGACUGCAGGGACGCCGGGGAGGCGGAGCUCAACAUCGAGAUCCGCCACGAGCUGGGAGCCCGGCCGGAGGUGCGCAUCCACGACAACGGCGACGGCACGUACGGCAUCUCCUACACGCCGGCCCGGGCCGGGGCGUACACCGUCACCGUCAGCUACGGCGGGGUGCCCGUCCCGCACUUCCCGGCCUGCGUCACCGUCGAGCCCGAGCUCGACCUCAGCGCCAUCGCCGUGUACGGCAGCGGCGUGGAGCCCCGCGGUACGUGGGGACCCAUAGGGAUACGUGGGGACCCAUAGGGACACCAUAGGGACAC